Molecule: messenger RNA, 647 nt
Organism: Saccostrea echinata
Lineage: Eukaryota; Metazoa; Mollusca; Bivalvia; Ostreida; Ostreidae
Product: P2X purinoceptor 7-like
Exons: 3
Coding region: 1-519 (172 amino acids)
Source: RefSeq, a predicted model, not a curated record
AUGGCCGAGAGAGCUGUCAGUGUUGAAAAUUACGUCGAAUCAGAGGUAUCCGAGGAUGAACUAUCGCUGGAUUUAUCCUGUGGUUCUUCAAGUUUCGAUGAAGAUAUUGAAACCGACCCAAAUUCAAUUGCACCAUUCCGUUUUGAACCGUGCACAUGUGGAAACUGUAUAGUAAUGCCUACAGCAGCUGAGUGUGUAUGCUGUCAAGAAGUGGAUAGAGUGCAUGCCCUAGUUGAAGAAUCAGAAAAUGCAAUUAAUUGUAUUACAUCUCACCCUGGUUUCCAUCCAGCAUGUCUAAAUUUAUAUGUUCUGCAAAUUGCAUAUUAUCAGUAUAGGCAACAAUACAAUGAAAGUAUACCAGAUUCCUCAGAAUAUACAGCUUAUCGACAGCUUGCACGCUGGGCAUGGGGGUACUUGGGAAAGAAAGUAAGGGUUGUUCUACCCUCAUGUGCAGUCACUUGUAUAAGAAACACUUUUCCAAGUGAAUCAGGACAUUAUACUGGUUUCAAACCAGGUUAAUGAUCUUAACUAAAUGCAUAUUAUUCAUACAUGUGUGAAUGUAUGUUGAAUAUACAUUUGUACAAUGAACUUUAGAUAUUUAACAACAAGCAGAAGAAUCGUCGUCUUCAAAAUUAUGUGACUGAUUA